AUGGCUUUGCUUCGAAGUUUUCCAUUUAUUGGUGCAAUUAUUGCUAUAAUUGCUAUUGUAUUAUCAAUUAUUGGUAUUACAACUAGUUAUUGGUUCUCAACUGAUCUAAAUACCCAUUCAGGUCUUUGGAAAAGUUGUGUAGCUGGUAUUUGUGUACAAACCGAUGCUGGACGAGCAGCAAUUUUGGCUAUUGCGGCCUUAAUUGCCAUUGUUCUUGCAGCUAUUUUGGCUAUAUUCAGUGGUUUAUCAAGAAAUAAAUCCGAUGCAAGCAAUAGUUUAGCACGUCUUUGUGGUAUUCUAUCCGUUAUAUUACUUUUUUCAAGUGGUAUUCUCAUUGCUCUAUCACUUUAUACGUAUAUCGGUGCUAAAUAUACUACAGGAUAUUCAUUUACUCUUAUGGCUAUUGCCCAAUUUUUAAGUUUUCUUGCUGCUAUGCUUAUUGCUCAUUGGAUGGGACAUUCAUUUACUGUCAUUGUUUAA
Molecule: messenger RNA, 480 nt
Organism: Rotaria sordida
Lineage: Eukaryota; Metazoa; Rotifera; Eurotatoria; Philodinida; Philodinidae
Source: the annotation of a GenBank genome assembly